AUGAUCAAGGAGGAAGAGGAUCGUUUGGCCAAGGAGCAACGUUUACGUAAGGCUGUUUAUAAUGCCAUUGUUACUUUGUCAGAAUGUGUCGUUGAAGCAACAUUGCAAAAAAUGUUGAAUAGUCUGGAUCAAAACAGCUGGAUGGAAGUGAUCGAGGAACGUUACCUUGGUCGGAUGUGUGGUUUUCCACUCUGUGCUAAUUCCGUAGAAGUGAAGAAUUCGCAGAAGUAUCGAAUAGACCUGAAAAAUAAGAAGGUGUUCGAGAGAUCUGCUGAAAUUGAUAAAUUUUGUAGCCAAGAAUGUUUUUUUCGAUCUGCUUCAGUGAGGACACAGUUAGAUACGGAGCCAUUAUGGAUAAGAGGCGGUGAACAAGUAAAGGUAUUUGAUUUGAAUGCUGGAAAUAUCAGACAACAGCAGCAAGACACUUGUGGACGGAGCACUUUUGAAUUCAAAGAAGAUGAACAGUUGGUAACAUUACUUGAAAAUUUAAAAAUUGGAGACAGUGCGGAAUCUGAUAAUGAGGAUAAUGAUGAUAAAAUCAGCACGGAUGAAGAAAAAAAGGAUCAAGCUCAUGAGGAGUUUUAUAACCUUUGCUGCUCUUAUCUUACAAUGAGGCCUGCAGUUUCGAACACUGAAGAAACUAUAUUUGUGCCGACAAUUAAAGGAAUUGUAGAAGGGACCGUUACGGAAAAGGAAAUAGAAACAGACAAGAAACAUAAGCAACUUUCUCAAAAUGAAAAAUUGGCUUGUAUACGAAACAAGUAUCAUCCAAAUAAACUCAGGCGACCUCCAAAAAUAAUUAAAGCCAAAUCGCUUAGUUCACAGCUUAGUCAUAAAGUUCCAGAGAACUUCUAUGAAGGUUUUAAGAAAACGCUGUCAGAAUGGUGUGGUCCAGAAACGAUAUCUUAUUUGCAAUAUCGCCGUAGGAUGGAUUUAUCAGAUGGUGAAGAUGAGGUAGUUACAGAAGCAAGAUCCAUCACUGCACAGUUGUAUGCAGGUGAUAACUUUAUUAAUAAAAGGAUUGAGAGAGAUAUGUUUCUGCCCUCAAUUGACAAUCUUGAUCAAACAAAACAACGAAUUUGGAUAUUGGCUGACUUACUAAAGCCAAGCUGGCGACUUUUGGAAGAAAAGUUAAAUAUAAAUGGAUAUGGACAACAAGCCCUAGAAAUUGUUUCCACAUUUCAUUUGUCAGCAGCAAAUGUUAUUCUUGAAAGGAAGACAUGCGACCUUGCUGUUGCCGUAAUUUUCCGUUUGCUUGCUUACUAUGACAGAUCUCUAAUGGAUUUCUACCCAUCUGGCAGCGCUGUGUCGUCUAAAAUUAUGCAGUACUUUGAACAAACAGGUUGUGAUGUGAAGUGCUAUUUUGAAAUCCUUUCUACUGUCAUGAAUAAAUUGGAGUGA
Messenger RNA from Brugia malayi, 1401 nucleotides. RefSeq lists its product as uncharacterized. NCBI's taxonomy places the organism in Eukaryota, Metazoa, Nematoda, Chromadorea, Rhabditida, Onchocercidae. Gene Ontology annotation, molecular function: RNA polymerase II CTD heptapeptide repeat phosphatase activity; RNA polymerase core enzyme binding. The coding region runs from base 1 to 1401 and encodes 466 amino acids. The record is from RefSeq and is a predicted model, not a curated record. The transcript is spliced from 9 exons. Gene Ontology annotation, cellular component: cytoplasm; nucleus.